Molecule: messenger RNA, 1779 nt
Organism: Microthlaspi erraticum
Lineage: Eukaryota; Viridiplantae; Streptophyta; Magnoliopsida; Brassicales; Brassicaceae
Source: the annotation of a GenBank genome assembly
AUGGUUCAUGUGUCAUCUCACGGAGCAAAAGAUGGCUCGGAAGAAGCCUUCGACUAUAGAGGAAAUCCACCAGAUAAGUCCAAAACCGGAGGAUGGUUAGGCGCCGGUUUGAUCUUGGGGAGUGAGCUGUCGGAGAGAAUAUGCGUGAUGGGCAUAUCGAUGAACCUAGUGACUUACCUUGUCCAAGAUUUACACAUCUCAUCAGCGAAGUCAGCGACCAUAAGCACCAAUUUCAUGGGAACUCUCAACCUCUUAGGACUUCUUGGUGGUUUCUUGGCUGACGCAAAACUCGGUCGCUACAAGAUGGUCGCAAUCUCAGCCUCUGUUACAGCUCUGGGAGUGUUGCUUUUGACGGUGGCUACAACCAUCCCAAGCAUGAGACCACCACUAUGCGACGAUUACAGGAGACAACACCAUCAGUGCGUAGAAGCGAACGGUCAUCAGCUAGCUCUUCUCUACGUAGCUCUCUACACCAUAGCUCUAGGCGGAGGAGGAAUCAAAUCCAACGUCUCUGGUUUCGGGUCUGACCAAUUCGACACAAGCGAUCCAAAGGAAGAGAAACAGAUGAUUUUCUUCUUCAACAGAUUCUACUUCUCAAUCAGCAUCGGAUCUCUCUUCGCCGUGAUUGCUCUGGUCUACGUUCAGGACAACGUCGGGAGAGGCUGGGGCUACGGUAUCUCGGCGGCGACUAUGGUGGUUGCGGCUGUGGUUUUGCUCUGCGGGACGAAACUGUACCGUUACAAGAAACCUAAAGGAAGCCCUUUUACCGUUAUAUGGAGGGUUUGUUUCUUGUCGUGGAAGAAAAGAAAAGAAAGUUACCCUCCGCAUCCGAGUCUCUUAAACGGUUUCGACAACACGACGGUUCCACACACGGAGAGGCUAAAGUGUUUAGACAAAGCUGCGAUUGUCGUGAACGAAGACAAAAGCUCUCGUGGCUCGAAAGAAGAUCCAUGGAUCGUAUCGACAGUUACACAAGUUGAAGAAGUGAAACUCGUUGUGAAACUGAUUCCGAUUUGGGCAACAAACAUUCUCUUCUGGACGAUUUACUCACAAAUGACGACUUUCACUGUGGAACAAGCCACGUUUAUGGAUCGAAAAAUCGGAUCUUUCAAGAUUCCUUCAGGGUCUUACUCAACGUUCCUCUUCCUCACAAUCCUCCUCUUCACUUCCCUUAACGAGAGAGUCUUUGUGCCUUUAGCAAGAAGGCUCACAAAAAACCCUCAAGGAAUCACAAGCCUCCAGAGAAUCGGGAUAGGGCUUGUGUUCGCGAUGGCUGCGAUGGCGGCAGCUGCGGUUAUAGAGAACGCUAGACGCGAGGCAGCGGUUACGCACAACACGAGGAUAAGCGCGUUUUGGUUGAUUCCACAGUAUUUCUUGGUUGGUGCGGGUGAAGCGUUUGGUUACGUUGGACAGCUUGAGUUCUUCAUAAGAGAAGCCCCGGAGAGGAUGAAGUCGAUGAGUACUGGAUUGUUUUUGAGCACGAUCUCGAUGGGAUUCUACGUGAGUAGCUUGCUUGUUUCGCUUGUGGAUAAAGUUACGCACAAGAGAUGGCUUAGGAGCAACCUCAACAAAGGGAGACUGAACUACUUCUACUGGUUGCUUGUUGUCUUGGGAGCAUUGAAUUUCUUGAUCUUUCUUGUGUUUGCGAUGAGGCAUCAGUAUAAAGCUGGUGUGAUUAGUGUUGGCAAUAGUGAUGAUUCGGUGGAGAAAGAGAUGGCGAUGGAGAAAGAGAACGAGAAGGAGAAAAAAACUGAGUUUGAGCUUAAGGACAUUCCUUAA